Messenger RNA from Melampsora larici-populina 98AG31, 1647 nucleotides. RefSeq lists its product as uncharacterized. The transcript is spliced from 6 exons. Lineage: Eukaryota; Fungi; Basidiomycota; Pucciniomycetes; Pucciniales; Melampsoraceae. Bases 1 to 1647 code for a protein of 548 amino acids. The record is from RefSeq and is a predicted model, not a curated record.
AUGCCCACACGCCCCGGCAAUCGCAGGAAGCGACAGGCUGCCUCGCCAGCCCCAUCGAGCAUACAAAACUCUGUCGACAAAGCCAGCUUGCCCACCCCCAUCCCCACUGUACACAGGCGAAGAAUAGCUGAAAGUCAGAACCAAGCCAACACCAGCAACAAGCGUAAGCGAGCCCGCAUUAGCAAUGACGAAGAUUUCACUGUCGACAUUGAAGAGGAAAUCGAAACUGACCUGAACCCAGAGGAGCCCACCAACACCCAAACCGACGUUACCCCUACCAUUUCGAACUAUCGCAAACUUGGCAUGGAAUGGGGUAUUGCCCGAGCCGAACAAUACCUGGCUGACCUCAAGCUCCCCAAAAACAACCGACCCUCAAGCAACGGUCUCUUUGAGGCACAAGGCCUUCAAUCGGCCUAUGAGACGGACAAGACAAUGCUCUGCAUUGUUUUGAAAGUCAGCAGAAGGGUACUUGACGAAGCUCUAUUAGAAGGCCCUCUAGCUUGCAAACCAAAUAUGUAUACUAAUUAUCAGACUUACAGCAAUGUGGCCACGAAGACUGCCAUGCCACCCAAGGGAGUCUCACUUGGCUUUCAAGAACGCAACCGCCUUGUCGGUUCAACUUGGUCGACUUACGUUGAUGAGGAACAGGCAGUCUUUAAGCCACAGUACUUCGAGCGUCUAUGUGUAGCAACCAGCGAGGCGUACGCACUCACUACAACCCCACUCGGCAUUUCUGCAUCGGUUGCUGUUCAACACAAUACCCCCCCUCCGGUCUCGAACCCCUCACCGAGCAAGAAAUCCAAACUUAUGUCCCAGUCUUUGAACGCUUGGUCAACCUACAGAAAGUCUCACGCGACCUCCACCAGGGAAGACUUUGGAGGCACACUUGAAAUUAGCAGGGUUGUUCGGCAGCUUAACAUAUUGAAAAAUCAUUUCAACUUAAAUUUUCACCUCCUGAUGGCUUGUUGGAACCCGGCCACCACCACCGCCCGAGCCCUAUUCCAGGUUGAGCAUACCUCUUGCAACAGAUGGGCUCGCCAGCAGGAGAAACAGCACCUUCUUGAGAAGUUCACCUUCGAGUCGACCAGAGCCCCACAACAUCUCCGCACGCAACGUCCAGACUCCAAGCCGCAAACCGACUCAGCUGCCCGACAAGCAGAAAAGCGCUCGGAGCUAGCAAAGGCCCUCAAUGGUUUGAUAGUUCCUUAUCUUUGUGGCGGGUACCAGGGCAAAGGAGAUGCCCACCCCAAGUGUCCAAACUUGAGGGAAGCAUUUGCGACAAAAACCUUCCGAGGCGAUGUAGCACUUAGCUUUAAUCGUACACUCAACAGCCAGGUGACAGAUUUGAUGAUUUCGAAGGGGCCAGGUUGUCUUACCAAUGACGAAGUUGAGGCCUGGUUCAACGAUAUCCAAUCAAAACGAUACACUGUUAUUAUUGACGAGACCAAUACCAAGAAAAAAACCAAUGAAAAGAAAAGGAAACGUAAAAAUAGACACACCUUAACUGCUGAGGAAGCCGCUUUAGACGACAACCCAAUUCCAGACCUGGAUUGCAAGUCCAACUCAUCGCAGGGCAACUCAAGUUUGGAAUCAGUUCAAAUCCUGGAGCAGCUUACCGGUUUUGAGCAUCAUCCCUCAAAUAAUUAA